Molecule: messenger RNA, 1631 nt
Organism: Drosophila navojoa
Lineage: Eukaryota; Metazoa; Arthropoda; Insecta; Diptera; Drosophilidae
Gene: Hs2st
Product: Heparan sulfate 2-O-sulfotransferase
Cellular component (GO): membrane
Molecular function (GO): heparan sulfate 2-sulfotransferase activity
Source: RefSeq, a predicted model, not a curated record
ACACUAAAAUAGAAUAAACUAUUUGUCAAAGAAUGUGCUGUAGCGCUCUAAUUCAUUGAGGAACACGUUUGCUUAAGCCGGCAGCAACAUGUAUAAGAAACUCCGCAAAAUAUUGCCUGCGAUGCGCCCGGUGCACUGGCUCGUGCUGUCCUGUGUCGCAGUUGUCACCUGUUAUUUUCUGCUGGAGAUUCGAUUGGAUCGUGCUUUUAAGCCACUGUCUAAACUCACGGGCAACAGUGGCAAGCAAUCAGUGGCGGACCAAGCAGCUCUCACUCGUACUAUUCCCACGUUCGAUGGCUUUGAUUAUGAGGAGCAAUUGGUGGUGCUAUACAAUCGUGUGCCAAAGACUGGCUCAACCAGUUUCGUGAACAUAGCCUACGAUCUGUGCAAACAGAACAGAUACCAUGUCCUGCAUAUAAAUGUGACCGCAAAUAUGCAUGUCCUAUCGUUGCCAAAUCAGAUAUCCUUUGUGCGAAAUGUAACCAAGUGGCAUGAAAUGAAGCCGGCACUCUAUCAUGGACACAUGGCAUUUCUGGAUUUCUCCAAAUUUCAAAUAGCACAUAAGCCCAUCUAUAUAAACCUGGUGCGCAAGCCACUCGACAGACUUGUGUCCUAUUACUAUUUUCUGCGCUUUGGCGACAAUUAUCGCCCGAAUCUCGUGCGCAAGAAGGCUGGCAAUAAAAUUACGUUCGAUGAGUGCGUGGUUCAAAAACAACCCGACUGUGAUCCCAAAAAUAUGUGGCUGCAAAUUCCAUUCUUUUGUGGCCACGCUGCUGAGUGCUGGGAACCCGGCAGCGAUUGGGCCUUGAAGCAGGCCAAACGCAAUUUGGUCAACGAAUAUUUUCUGGUCGGUGUCACCGAGCAAAUGUACGAAUUUGUAGAUCUGCUUGAGAAAUCACUGCCAAGAAUCUUCCAAGGCUUCCGUGAGCACUAUCAAAACUCGAACAAAUCUCAUUUACGGGUGACAUCAUCGAAGUUACCGCCCAAUGAGUCUACCAUACAGACCAUACAGAGAUCGAAGAUUUGGCAAAUGGAAAACGAAUUAUACGAGUUUGCACUGGCACAGUUCGAAUUUACCAAGAAGAAGCUGAUGCAGCCCGAUAACAAACAUCUGCAGCAGUUUAUGUACGAAAAAAUACGACCAAAAUGAUUGUCCUGGAAGGCCAAGGGCAGUAAGGGCAAACACCGAACCAAACUGGACAAGUUACUGCCGAAGUAAAGGCUUUAGUAUUGCAGGUUGAAACAGUUUCUUUCUGUUUAUAAUAUAAUUAUAUUUUUAAAAUAUGUAUAUAGCUUUUCUAGAUCUGAUCUGUACUUAAAAGCAAACAAAUUCGUGAAAGACACUAAGACUUUUUAGCAUUGAAUAUCAUUGACAUAUUGAUUAUUCUUUUAUAUUAUCACGUACAUAUAUAGUUAGUAUAAGUCAGUCAUACCAUUAACACUCGAUAACGCUUUCCUAGAGUUACGUAAGCAAUAUUUAGCAGCAAUUGUAACACUUUUUAAAGCACAAUAUUAUUCAUCUAGUAAAUUGUACUCCAAUAUGCAUACAUAUUUAUAUAUAUAGGUACAUAUUUAAGUAUUGACAAUACCAGAUCUUGAACGAAACUACCAAUUAGAUACUUAGGGAUAAU